Messenger RNA from Notothenia coriiceps (black rockcod), 447 nucleotides. Its product is annotated as zona pellucida sperm-binding protein 1-like. NCBI's taxonomy places the organism in Eukaryota, Metazoa, Chordata, Actinopteri, Perciformes, Nototheniidae. Gene Ontology annotation, molecular function: structural constituent of egg coat; acrosin binding. Bases 1 to 447 code for a protein of 148 amino acids. The record is from RefSeq and is a predicted model, not a curated record. Gene Ontology annotation, biological process: binding of sperm to zona pellucida; prevention of polyspermy. Gene Ontology annotation, cellular component: egg coat. The transcript has 4 exons.
AUGGGGAAAUACGAGUCGUUCAGCAGCUUCCACCCUGAGGCUCACCUUCCUCUCAGCGUGAUUGGAGGAGGAUCUGUUUACCUGCAGCUGAGCCUUCAGGACCCCCCCGCCCCCCACCUGCUGCUGCUGGUUCACUCCUGCCUGGCGUUCACACACACACCGCACAGCAGCUGGAGGCUGGUCUACGAUGGUUGUCGCGGUGAUUCCCAGCUGCUCCCUUCCUCUCGCUCCACCCCCCCUCCCACCCAGAGGAUCCUGAUCCCUGCCCUCCAGUCUCCGCCCUCUGAGAGCCCCCCCCUCCUGACUGAAGGAGGAUCCUCUCACCUGCAGGACCCCGAGAUCUACUUCAUGUGUUUGACAGAGGUGUGCUAUGCUGCAGAUGUUGACUGCACCAUAAGCUGUAUCCACAGUAAGUUCAACACACAGGACACACCCAAGAGAAACUGA